Molecule: messenger RNA, 1794 nt
Organism: Naegleria fowleri
Lineage: Eukaryota; Heterolobosea; Eutetramitea; Acrasida; Naegleriidae
Exons: 1
Coding region: 1-1794 (597 amino acids)
Biological process (GO): response to oxidative stress
Molecular function (GO): peroxidase activity; heme binding
Source: RefSeq, a predicted model, not a curated record
AUGUCACGCAACACCACAAUUUUGGGCCAAUUAAAUAGCGUGUACAAUUCAUAUCCUUUAAAAAGCUCAAAAUUAAACUCUUACAACUCAAGUAAAAAGAAACAAAGAGAAAUGGUCUCACUACGCAAAUUAGUUGUGAGUUUCGUGUUGGUCCUGUCGGUCGUGCUGAUUGCACAUCUGACACAGGGUAAAGAGAUUCGAUUGAAGGAUUUGAAGAGACUUUCACAUCCAAUUAAGAAAGCCUGCUACUCACAUGAUGGCAUUGGAGUCAAUCCCAAACAUCCAACAUUUGGUGCAACUGGACAAUCAUUCCCAAGACUUACUCCAGCCGCCUAUACGGAUGGUGUAAGGGUCCCUCCACGUCAAAAGUAUUCCGCAAGAGAACUCAGCAACGUAUUUUGUAAGCAAGAGAAGUGUGACACAAGCAACAAGUACGGCGUCAAUGCCAUGUUCUAUGCGUUCGCUCAAUUCAUCGAUCACGACAUUGACUCCAUGGGUACCGGCAGAAACAGCGAAACAUUCCCAAUUCCUGUUCCACCUGGAGACAGAUUCAAAACACCAACUAUUCCAUUUACAAGAGGUACCUUCUCCUCCGAAAAAGUUAUUUUCAUUGGUGAUCCAGUCAAUCAAGUGAAUGUUAUUACAGGUUACAUUGAUUGCUCACAAAUUUAUGGCAGCGAUCCAACAAAGGCAAAAGCAUUGAGAACCUUGCAAGGAGGAUUAUUGAAAGUGAACAAUGUCUUUGGUGAAGAGUUUCUUCCAAAUUCCUUCGUUCAUACCAAUGGUAAAUUCUUCUCUGGUGGUGGUAACAACAGUAUUAUUGCCGGAGAUGAUCGAGUCACCGAGGCACUACCAAUCUCUAUCAUGCAAACUAUCUUCCUUAGAGAACACAAUAGAUUGGCUCGACUCAUCAGAAAGAGAUUUGGCAUUUGUAAGAAGAGUACCAAAAAGAAGCGCGUGGAUGAGUACAUUUACCAAACUGCAAGAGCUAUCAACUGUGCUCAAAUUCAAUCCAUUACAUAUCGUGAAUAUCUUUCCAAACUCUUGGGUAAACACAAAAUUAAUCCAUACAAGUUGAAGUUUGACCCUGAUGUGAACGUGACACCAGCAAACGAAUUUGCUACUGCUGCAUACAGAUUUGGUCACUCACUCGUGUCAUGCGAGCUCCACAGAAUUGAUGAAAACGGCAAGGAAAUGGAAACGAUCCAGUUUAAGGAUGCAUUCAACGGUUUCAGAAGGCUCACUAACAACAAAGGAGAGCUUGAGAUGCUUGUUAGAGGUCUCUGUACUCACUUUUCUCAAAAUCUUGAUGAAAAGAUUGCGGAUGGCCUUAGAGACUUUUUGUUCGGACCAAAUGUUCGUUUAGAUCUCGCUGCAUCCAACAUUCAACGAGGACGUGACGCAGGUCUUCCAUCCUUCAACGAUAUGAGAAAGAGUUUGGGCCUCAAGCCACUCUCAGCCUCUCAAAUGACAUCUGAUCCUGAACUUCGUGAAAAGCUUGUCAAAUACUUUGGAGAAGAGUUGAACGAUCUUGACCCAUGGUUAGGUAUUCUCAUCGAACCAAAGUAUGGAAACUCUCAACUUGGUCGAUUGGGCACCAAGAUCGUGAAGGAACAAUUCGAAAGAUUUGUUAAGGGCGACCCUUGUUUCUACACUCACCGAAGAAAAGCAUGGAUGAAACAAGUGAGAAAGGCUGUUGAUCGUGUAACUCUCGCAGACAUCAUUGCUGCCAACACCAAAAUAUCCCGAAAUGACAAGGCACUCUCAAGAUCUGCUUUUGAUUUUAAGCCAUAA